AUGAGAGGAAGUCGUCUGCGGCUGUUGCCUUACUUGGUGGCUGCAAAUCCUGUGAACUAUGGUCGGCCUUGCAAGCUGUCCUGUGUGGAAGCUUUUGCUGCAGCUUUUUGCAUUGUUGGUAGGCUUGAUCAUUUAUUUUCUGGUUUAGGAUUCCCAGAUCUAGCUACCAUUCUUCUACAGAAAUUUAAAUGGGGCAAGACGUUUAUUGACUUGAACAAAAGUCUCUUGGAGAAGUACGCAGCCUGUCAUUGCCAGGAAGAAGUACUGAGAGUUGAAAAGGACUUUUUAGCCAGUGUCCAAGAAACAAAAGAUGAAGACAUAGAUCCAUUUGAUGUUGACUCAGGAAAAGAGUUUUCUAAUCCAAACAGACCAAUCAAUUCCCCAGGAGCAGCAGAAAGUAGUGAAGAAUCUGAGGAGGACAAGGUGAGCGUUCCAGAUGAUGCCACUGAAACCAGUGAUGAAAGCGGUCCAGAAGAUCAUGAACUUAAAAAGUUGCUGCAACAACAGCCAAUAAAUCAACUGUUUGAGAUGUAAAAAACCUGGACCCCACACACAAAUGAACACUCCCCAGCUAUCCCAGAGUUGUACCAUCCUUUAUAAAUAGUUAAGUGCGUCCUGUUGACCUGUAACUUGGUGCUUCACAAAUGCCUUUCCAGAGGUGACUCUCGGGCAGUGUGUGGGUGCAGAGGUCUGUUUAUUCAUGCAAAGGUGCCAAGUCAGGCAGUUUUUAGAUGAUUAUUUCUGGAAUGCUAAGUGUUAUGUAAAGACCCUGAAGGUUAGAAGUUCAAGGAGACCAGCUCCAGUGUAGUUGAGUCUGCACUGGGAGAGGGAAUUGUGACAAAAAGGGCCGAGAAGGAGCUCUUCCGGGAGCUUUUUGAGGCACAGAAAGUGGCGCACCUGUGCCAAGGAGGGGGCUGCUUGUGGGCAGGCUGCUCAGGUGCCAGCACCCCCAGCAGCACAGCUAAAUGAGGCAGAAACAGCCACACCAAGCA
Dryobates pubescens (Downy woodpecker) is the source of this 992-nucleotide messenger RNA. RefSeq names its product TSR3 ribosome maturation factor (gene TSR3). The record is from RefSeq and is a predicted model, not a curated record. Gene Ontology annotation, biological process: maturation of SSU-rRNA. NCBI's taxonomy places the organism in Eukaryota, Metazoa, Chordata, Aves, Piciformes, Picidae. Gene Ontology annotation, molecular function: rRNA small subunit aminocarboxypropyltransferase activity.